Ceraceosorus bombacis is the source of this 411-nucleotide messenger RNA. Lineage: Eukaryota; Fungi; Basidiomycota; Exobasidiomycetes; Ceraceosorales; Ceraceosoraceae. The record is from the annotation of a GenBank genome assembly.
GAGUUGUUGAUCAGGAGUUGUGGGAAAGGGGGGAUGGAGACGUGGAUUUGGUCUGCAAAGAUCGUCGACCGUUGCGAGCUGAAAUGGGAAUAGCGUUGCCCAUCGAGCCCACUCUAUCCGCCGCUCCUGGGGCGGCAAAGAGGCAGGUUGUGGGGGGCGGCGGCGCAUGAAUGCACACGUCAUUGCAUUCUUGCAAGGAGCGCAAGGGGGACCCACGAUGGCGCAAGUCGUGUCAGAAUGGCGGCAGGCGAUUCAGACUGCGCAAUACAAUGCAAAGCACGUGUCAAGCAGCCGCAAUCAAUCACGAAUGGCUUUGGAAGGCGACUUGAUCAGACGACGUGUUUUGACUCGCUUGUCAUCCUAAGAUGACAUUCUCGAGAAACUAGAAAAGGGAUGAAAGAGAGCACGGCA